This is a messenger RNA of Drechmeria coniospora, 531 nucleotides long. RefSeq lists its product as uncharacterized. The transcript has 4 exons. The coding region runs from base 1 to 531 and encodes 176 amino acids. The record is from RefSeq and is a predicted model, not a curated record. NCBI's taxonomy places the organism in Eukaryota, Fungi, Ascomycota, Sordariomycetes, Hypocreales, Ophiocordycipitaceae.
AUGUCUGACGUCGAAGCAACACCCACCACCAAGAUCAUGGCCUGGACUGAUGAGGCCAAGGUCCAAUUUCUCCUCCGCAUCAUCGCUCAACUUCGCGAGGACGGCAGGUGCAUCAACUGGAACCGCAUAAACAUCCCCGGCCGCACCAUCAAGUCUAUGCAGAACAUGUGGACGAAGGUGAACAAAGAAAUCGCCGAGAUCGAGACCAGCGAGGGAACAGUGUCAACCCCAACCAAACGUAAGGCAGCUCCGCGCAGAGGUCGACCCAAAGCCUCCCAGGCGGAUAAGUCCCAGAAGUUCUACAAGUCGGAGGCGUUCGUCCGCCCCGGCGACAGCGACGACGACGAUGAAGCAAAAGGGCUGAAAAAAAGGGCCUUGUCAAAUACCCCUGUGAAGAGGGAACGCAGUGCAGUUCGUGUCGCCAACACCCACGCCUCGAAGAGGAUCAAGAAGAAUCUUUCCGACGAUGACGGUGGCGAUGACGAAGCUGCCGUCUCCGUCGAUUCGGACAGCAACAGCGCCGAGGUGUAG